Naegleria lovaniensis is the source of this 984-nucleotide messenger RNA. RefSeq lists its product as uncharacterized. Bases 1 to 984 code for a protein of 327 amino acids. NCBI's taxonomy places the organism in Eukaryota, Heterolobosea, Eutetramitea, Acrasida, Naegleriidae. The record is from RefSeq and is a predicted model, not a curated record. The transcript has a single exon.
AUGUUCAAGCCAGGCUUGCAUCAUCAAUCCACGGGAGUUCGAGGAGGUCUUGCACACCAUAACCAAUCAUCAUCGGUGAUGAACAGCACAUCAAACAAUAGACAAGAUCUCGUUUUAACGUUCCUCACCAAUAAGAGGCUUUGGAGGGUUACGGUUUAUAGUUGUCUUGCAAGAUUGUGCACGCAUCCUUUGGCUGUUAUUGCUGCAAAUCAGCAAGUGUAUGGCCACCACAUCAAUAUUUGGAAAAUAAUUAAAACAGAUGGAGUUUUAGCUUUUUUCAAAGGAAUAGAAUAUCACUUGUACCUUGCAUUGCCUCAAUCAUUGCUUGGAUGGAUUGUAAUUAAAACUCUGUCGCCAAUUCUAAAGAGAUACAAUGUGGGAUCCUUUCUAAUUUCAAAGAUCAUAUUGAAUACAGUUUUAUAUCCAAUGUAUUUGAAGCAAUCAAGGGCAAUGAUUUUGGACUUUACAAGUCUUUCUAAAGAAGAAACAUCAUUGUCAUCUGGUGUUACAAAAUUAGAGGCGUUGCCUCCUGUUCAAGUCUAUUCAAAAACCAUGUGGCAAACAGUGAAAGACUGGUGGAAUAAUGGACCUUUGUUCAGUAUGGUAAAAUCAUUUUAUAAUUCUUUAGAUUUUACUGGAAUUGGAACAAAAUUAACUGAGAUAGUGGUAUUCCAUGUUAUUUACAAACAAGUUUAUAAGACAAUACCGAAAUUGCAAAUACCGUACAAGAAUUACGAAGUUGUACAAUUGUUAAUUUCAAAUAUGGUUGCUUUGCUUUUCAGUCAUCCAAUUGAAACCAUUUACAGAAGGAUGCUCUCCAAAUCCCAUCCUGAACAUACAAAUAUUAUCAAUAUCGUUAAGGAGAUUAGAAACGAUGGCGUUUUAUCAUUAUACAAUGGCUACCUUUUCGCCACAGCCAAACUUGUAUUAUUUCCAAUCAUUUUCGAAACUAUUAAUUCAAGAAAGCCAAAGAUGAGUCAAUAA